GUAGCGAGAAUUUUAGUCUCUACUAAAUCCAAAACAGGGAUUAAUGAAGAAUUCUUGCUCAAAUGUUGAUUCAGAAGUAAGCUCAACGGCUUUCAAUUUCGGUGAUGAUUCCGGCGAGCUUGACGGCAACUUUUUAAACGGUCAAGAGGAAGAGGAAAUUCAAACACCUUGCAGAAAUGUCAAUGGCAUUAAUUAUCCUGACAAAUUGUGUGUCUCAAAGACAUUUCUUGAGGAAAGCAAAGAAAUUGAGGACUUUCUGUCUAAUCACAUUCAAGGAAAACAGAGAGAGGAGCGUGUAAAGGGGAGCCACACCAGAGUCAGCAGAAUUCAAUCACUAGACGAAGAAGUUGUCCAAGAAACAGCCCAAUCUAAAAGCCCACUUGCUAGCAAAAUCAAGGCCCACUCGGCCAAAGGAGAAAGUGAACCGGACUUCCAGGGGAGGUGUGGGCUUAUAACUUCUAAAAGCCCCAUCAAAAGCUUCAAGAUAACAGAAGAAAAGAAAGCAGAAAUACCAAAGCCGGUGACAGGAACGACGCGCGGAAGAAGAAGAGCUUUGCUACAGAUGGUUAGCAUGGGCGGUACAUCACCGAAAGGUUCAAUAACUGACAGUGACAUUGUGUGUAACAACAAAAGGAUCAAGGAAGGCAUGCUACUACAGGAGGCGAGGAAGACUUUGGAGUUCGGGGGCAAUUUAGGGAUCGAGAUCUGCAACAGAGAAGACCAGAUUGUGGAAAGGGGGUUAGGGAGUUCGGUCAAAAGAAAAGAGGUGAGGAGUUUGAUUAGAAAGGAGGAAAUAGAUUUAGCUUGCUUCCAGGAAACAAAAAUGGAAAGAAUUGACAAUGAAUUUUGCAUGUCUAUUUGGGGAAGAGAUAAUUUUGACUGGGUAUAUAAGGCAUCAGUGGGUAGAUCAGGUGGCCUUCUAUGCGUAUGGGACAAUGAGGUUUUUGCAAAAGAAUCAGUUAUGGAAAUUCCAGGCGCAUUAGCUAUAUAUGGAUUUUGGGGAGAGAAGAAGAAGAAGUGCUGCAUUGUAAAUGUCUAUGCGUCAUGUAACAGGAAUGAAAGGCUGGAAACAUGGACAGAGUUAUUGAAGCUGAUUGAGGAAGGAGAAAAUUGCUGGUGCAUUGCCGGAGAUUUUAACAGCGUGAGAUCAGCGGAUGAGAGAAGAGGAAGAUCCGAGCAUCCUAAUUACGGGGAGGACCUCAACGAAUUCAUUGAAAUAGCAGGAUUGGUUGAUUUACCACUAACAAGAAGGAAAUUUACUUGGUACAGGAGUGAUGGGUCAGCAAAGAGUAGGCUGGACAGAUUUCUUUUAUCUGAUGGUAUGAUUAAUUUCUGGGGUGAUUGUUGCCAAAUUGGACUGAAUAGAACGAUAUCUGAUCAUUGCCCAUUGAUGUUAAAGAAGGUCAAUAGCAAUUGGGGCCCAAAACCUUUCAGGACCUUAAAUUGCUGGGACCAACAUCCAGAAUUUGUCAAAAUGGUUGAGGAAAACUGGAAUUCUGCAGGGGUAGAGGGAUGGAAGGGGUAUGUGUGCAAAGAGAAGCUCAAAAGAUUGAGGAACAAACUGAAGAAAUGGAACAGUGAAGCCUUCGGAAGUUUUGAGAAGCAAAUCGCAGAGGCAGCAGCAAAAAUCAAUGAUGUUGACAAUAAGAAUGAGGACGGCGAAUUAACAGAGGAGGAUAUCAUGCUACGAAAGGAAGGCUUUAGUGAAUUAUGGGAAGCAUGGAAAAGAAGAGAAGUGGCAUGGAAACAGAAGACAAAGCUCGACUGGGUAAAGCAAGGAGAUGCUAAUUCCAAGCUAUUCCAUAGAAUUAUGAACAGCAACAGGAGGAGAAAAAUGAUUCGGGGCAUAUACAAAGAUGGAGCCUGGAUAGAGGAACCGAGUGUGGUGAAGCAGGAAGUGCGUGAAUACUUCAACAAAAUCUUUCAAGAAGAGCAGUGGGAUAGACCGAAACUGGGUGGAUUACAGUUCAAGCAGCUAAAUGAAGAAGACAGUGUUUGGCUAGAAAGAGAAGUGCCAGCAGAAGAAGUGAAACAAGCAGUGUGGGAUUGCGGAGGAGACAAAUCUCCUGGUCCUGAUGGAUUCAGCUUCCAUAUUAUCAAAACCAUUUGGAAUGUGAUCGAGAAAGACAUUGUCGAGUUUGUCCAAGAAUUCUUCAGGAACGGCAAACUAGUAAGGGGGAUAAACUCUUCAUUUAUUGUUCUUAUCCCAAAAAAAGAUAAUCCUAUUGAUUUAAAAGACUACAGACCCAUAAGCCUAAUUGGUAGUCUUUAUAAAAUCAUUUCGAAAGUGCUGGCAAAUAGGAUUAAGAAAGUACUACCUAAGCUGAUAAGUGGGACACAAUCAGCAUUUUUGGGAGGAAGACAGAUCACAGAUGGUAUUCUGAUUCUCAAUGAAGUGGUAGAGGAAAUCAGGAGGAAAAAAAUCAGCAGCUUCAUAUUCAAAGCAGACUUCGAAAAGGCAUACGACAGUGUGAAUUGGGAUUUCCUGGAUGAAAUGAUGAGAAGGCUCGGAUUUGGGGAGAAAUGGAGAUUGUGGAUUAAGGAAUGCUUGCAAACAGCUUCAAUAUCAGUGCUUGUUAAUGGAAGCCCAACAGAAGAAUUUAAAAUGGAGAAGGGGUUAAGACAAGCACACACUCCUUUUCUUUCUCCUUCUCUUCCUCCAAAAUACCCUUCUCCUCGGCUCACUCACCGCUGUGAACCUGGGAGCCGGAGCACACUUCCCCCGGAGGUGGCGGUGGAGGAACCUCCUCAGUUUCCUUGUGUCCAGGAAGAUUUUCCUUGAUCUCCUCAACAAUAACUGUGGUGUACUCACCAUGCUUGUCCUCUUCUAUCUUCAAUUUCUUUGUCUUACGCUUGAUCUUCACUUUCAGUCCCUUCUUUUGCUUUUUCUUUUUCUUUGUUGAUCGGUGCUUCUUUUUAUUUUUCUUCUCUUUUCCUUCAUCUUCUUCCUCAUCGCUAGACUGUCAAAUAUAAUUUUAAACACUAG
This is a messenger RNA of Rubroshorea leprosula, 2986 nucleotides long. NCBI's taxonomy places the organism in Eukaryota, Viridiplantae, Streptophyta, Magnoliopsida, Malvales, Dipterocarpaceae. The record is from the annotation of a GenBank genome assembly.